AUGUCAAUCGUAUCAGGGAACACCAGCAGAACCACCGGUAGGCCAACAGUCAACUCACGGCCACGUAAUGCCAGGUCACGCUCGAAAACAGCAGCGACCUCUACCGGCAAUAGCGAUGGUGAAACUGUUUGUGCAAUCAGUGAAUCUCGAGGAAUAUCUCCUAUUGUUGGACUCUCUUUUGUCAAUUUGUCCACUUCUGAAGCCGUCCUCUGCCAGUUUACCGACACCCAAACAUAUGCUCGCACAUGUCUCAAGAUCAAAGUCUUCUCUCCUUCUGAAAUUCUCUACAUGUCGAAUGCUGCAGAUUCCAAGCUCGUUUCAAUUGUGACGGAAAACCUUGAGGUGUAUGACAACGGCAUAUUGAUGACAGACAUCGAUCGAAAAUACUGGUCCGAAGGAAGUGGACAUGACUACGUCCAGCACCUCGCCUUUCCAGAUGAUGUGGAAUCUCUGAAGCUGUCGCUCACGGGCAACUACUUCGCAACAUGCUGCUUCUCGGCAGUCAUGAAAUACGUCGAGAUGGGAAUGGGAAAGACAUUCGCACCACAGACAUUACGCACCCGAUUCGAGCCGUCAGAAGGAUCCAUGAUGAUAGACCUUGCCACGAUUGCAUCGCUUGAAUUGAUACAAAAUUGUGAAAAGUCCAAAUCUCGAGAUUCUCUGUUCGGCAUACUCAACCAGACAUUGACGCCGAUGGGCGCCCGCUUCCUGAGGACAAACGUCCUGCAACCAUCCACGGAUGUUGAGAAGAUCACUAAAAGGCAAGAUGCUCUAGCAGAGCUGACAACAAAAGAAUACAUGCUCUCUGCCAUUCGAGAAGCCGUCAAGUCUUUCGUGGACACCGAUCGUGUGCUUGCAGCUCUUGUCGUUAUAUCGACCAAGCCCGACAUCCAACACAUGGAGCAGUCGGUCAAUCAGGUGCUUAUGCUGAAAACCUUUGUGGACUCGAUCAAGCCCAUCUGGCAAGCACUUGCAGGCUGUAGCAGUGAAGAUUUGCAGAUCAUACGUCAGACUCAGCUAUGUGAUCCAGAUAAUUACACCGAAGUCGAAGCACUGAUUCAAACCACUCUGAACGAAGACGUGCACUACUCGACCACGGCCACAGACCUGCGCAACCAGAGAGUUUAUGCAAUUCGAGCCGGCGUCAACCGGUUCCUCGACGUCUGCAGGCAAACCUACAAAGAAAUCAACAAUGAUGUGUUCCAGAUGGUUCAGCAGCUCAAUGAUGAAAACGAGCUCGAUAUCCAGCUCAAAUUCGACGUCCCACGGCAAUACUAUCUUCGACUCCCCGUUGCCGACUUCGAAGCGAACCCGCACCGAGACAGCUUUAUAAACACCUACCGCAAGGGCAAAUUCAUGGAAUUCCAAACACUGGAGUUGCUCAAAAUGAACCACAAGAUCAAGGACGCUCAUAGCGACGUCAUCAACCUAGGCGACCACGCGAUACAACAGCUUAUGGACCAAGUCCGAUCCAAGAUCCACCCUCUAUUCAAGAUCAGCGAAGGCGUCGCCCUGCUCGACAUGCUUGCCGGCCUCGCCCAUAUGGCGGUGUCGAGUGACUACAUCCGUCCCGAGGUCACAGGCACACUCGCCAUUCAAGCUGGCCGGCACCCCAUUCGCGAACAGAUUUAUGCAGACCGCUUUGUGCCAAACGACGUAUACGCGACACAGCAGAACCGCUUUCAAAUCAUCACAGGAUGCAAUAUGAGCGGCAAAAGCACGUACAUCCGGACGAUUGCACUACAAGCCGUCAUGGCACAGAUCGGUAGCUUUGUGCCCGCGACGUAUGCCUCAUUUCCCGUAACGCGGCAGCUGUUCGCGCGAGUCUCGACGGACGACAGCAUCGAAGCCAAUGUGUCGACCUUUGCGGCUGAGAUGCGCGAAACAGCCUUCAUCCUGCGCAAUGUCUCACCUCAAAGUCUAGUGAUUAUCGACGAGCUCGGCCGUGGCACCAGCACGACCGAUGGUCUAGCCAUUGCCGUCGCCAUAGCCGAGGCCUUGAUCGACUCGAAGGCUUUGGUGUGGUUCGUCACGCACUUCCGUGAUUUGGCGCGCAUUUUGGGCGAGCGUGCAGGUGUGGUUAAUCUGCAUCUCGCCGCGGAUAUUAGCACCGACUUAGCGAAGAUGACGAUGCGGUAUAAGGUCGCCGAGGGCUACGAGGAAGAGAAAUUUUACGGUCUCGCGCUAGCCAAGGUUGUUGGCUUGCCUGGGCCGGUCAUUGACGUCGCUGAAGGUGUGUCGAAAGUGUUGCAUGAGCGAAACGAGGCGCAGAAACGGAACCCGGAGGCCACGGCUGAGGCGAGACGCAGAAAGGUGCUUCUGAAUCUGCGAGAGCAGCUGGUGCAAGCUAGGGAUAGUUGCAGAAGUGGAGAUGCCGAACCUGAUGAAUUGAGAGCUUGGCUGAAAAGGCUGCAGGUGGAAUUCCAGGUGAGGAUGAGAGCCAUCGACGCUGAAGCUAGGGCUGGACCUCUGUCUCAAUCUCGAUCCGGAGUGUCCGUCAGUGAGAUGCAGGAAACAACUCCGGUAAGUGGACUGCGAGAGUUGCCACUCUUUGCGAAUGAGGCACAACAGGAGCAGUCGUUCAAUGCAGCUGAUCCCCUGCACACGGACGCGACGGAUGGCAGUCACACCGAGGCCGGCGAUGAGGACGAGGAUCUUAUGGAAUACAUCAAGCACGAGCAGGUGAACCUAAGCUAUGUCAAGCAAGAGCCGAUGGAUCUAUUGUGAGAUACGCAACACAAGAUGGUGCAUGCAUGCGGAUGAAAAGCACAAGUAGCAUU
Molecule: messenger RNA, 2780 nt
Organism: Exophiala viscosa
Lineage: Eukaryota; Fungi; Ascomycota; Eurotiomycetes; Chaetothyriales; Herpotrichiellaceae
Product: DNA mismatch repair protein MSH4
Exons: 7
Coding region: 1-2727 (908 amino acids)
Biological process (GO): reciprocal meiotic recombination; mismatch repair
Cellular component (GO): nucleus
Molecular function (GO): mismatched DNA binding; ATP-dependent DNA damage sensor activity; ATP binding
Source: RefSeq, a predicted model, not a curated record